This is a messenger RNA of Microthlaspi erraticum, 603 nucleotides long. NCBI's taxonomy places the organism in Eukaryota, Viridiplantae, Streptophyta, Magnoliopsida, Brassicales, Brassicaceae. The record is from the annotation of a GenBank genome assembly.
AUGGAGGGCCCUUUGUUGAGCAAGAGUGAGCAUAUCACAAUCAAUGGCGAUUCAUCAACAAAUGCUGAGCACAUCGUCGACGUGGCAGCCAAUGACGAUUUUUCAACGAUCAUGCAAGUGCCAUAUAUGGUUGCAACUGCUUCGAACUCGAUCGAGUUUGUUAUGACUUUGGUCCAGAUUAUUGUAGCCAUUGUAAUUGUGACAGGAGCAAAAGAUGAUCAUCCAGAAGCAACAUGGAUCAUCGUUUAUACUUGUGCUUGUAUUGCCAAUCUCCCUAUCCUAUGUUGGGGUUUCUUCCGUUACCAGAGUGCUAUCUCAGAAAUAGAAGUCAACUCGGUGAUGAUCAUUUUGAAGAUGGUUCUUGAAUAUUUCUUCGUGGGUUGGUCGAUUGUGUUCUUAUGGUUUUUUGUUAGCAACUCAUCAUCUCUAGAUCAUACUAGUCCACUCUUCUGGUUAAGUGUGGUUCUUAUUGUUUUCAGUUUCAUUCGAUAUGUGCUUCCUAGUCUUUUAUGUGCAGCGAUGUGUUGUUGUAUGUCUGUGACAUUAUGUAUUGGCGGCCUUUGGGGAUUCAUUACAUUCAUUGGCCAGUCUAUCUGCGGAUGA